Zygosaccharomyces rouxii is the source of this 2454-nucleotide messenger RNA. It is a transcript of the gene REV1, whose product is annotated as deoxycytidyl transferase. Gene Ontology annotation, cellular component: nucleus. Bases 1 to 2454 code for a protein of 817 amino acids. Gene Ontology annotation, molecular function: damaged DNA binding; DNA-directed DNA polymerase activity; deoxycytidyl transferase activity. Lineage: Eukaryota; Fungi; Ascomycota; Saccharomycetes; Saccharomycetales; Saccharomycetaceae. Gene Ontology annotation, biological process: error-prone translesion synthesis; error-free translesion synthesis. The record is from RefSeq and is a predicted model, not a curated record. The transcript has a single exon.
AUGAGCGGCUACAACCAAGAAGAUUCUCCGCUGGGGAAUAGAGGUAAUGUUCCGGAGAAGUCGUUCUUGGAGUCCCUGAGCGACGACGGGCUACUGGAUUACAUCACUGGACUUUCACAGGAACGAAGUGAACAGUAUUCAAGAGAGGAUUAUUUCCAUGACAAACAGAGAAGACAAGAUAGACAGGAUCAGGAGUUUAGAGAACGAUACGGCGAUGGUUGCGACAUAUUCUCUGGGGUAUCGAUAUACGUGAAUGGGUUUACAAAACCUGGCAGGAUGCAAUUGCAUGAAAUGGUCAUUGCCAACGGCGGUAAAUUCGCACAUUUUUUGUCUUCCAAAGGUCAGGUAUCUCAUAUUAUAGCCUCGAAUUUACCUCUCAAGAAAAGGGUUGAAUUGGCCAAUUAUAAAAUUUGUAGACCAGAAUGGAUCGUAGAUUCUUUACAAAGGGGUAAACUUUUGCCAUGGCAGGACUAUGCGCUUUUAUCAGAUCAAGAUGAAAUUCAACCAAAGUUACAGCCGACAACGAUUGUAAGUUGUAAACAUCCUGAAUUUUUAAAACAGUUCUUUUCUAAAUCAAGACUACACCAUCUGUCCAAUUGGAAAUCUGAUCUUCGGGCAGAAUUUUGUGAAAAAUUCUUGGAGAAACCAUUACAUAUUCCUAGUAAAAACGAUGAUAUUACAGUGUUCCAUAUCGAUUUUGAUUGUUUCUUUGCCAGCGUUUCCGCAAUGGCCAAUGGGUUUGAUAUCCAUGCGGACCCUAUCGUAGUUUGUCAUGGUACUAAAAAUUCAGAUAUUGCCAGUUGUAACUACGAAGCGAGGCGAUACGGUAUAAGGAAUGGUAUGUGGGUAGGUACCGCAGAAAGAAUGAUGCCCGGCGGCAAAAGACUCGUGCGUCUCGGAUAUGAUUUUGAUCAAUUUGAACUGAUGUCAAAACGGUUUUAUCAAAUACUGCACGAUUCUCAAUUCCAACUAGUGUUACCAAUUUCUAUUGACGAAGCAGUUUGCAUCGCGGGUAAUUUGUCACACAUGGAAUGUGAUUCGAUAUGUCAAAGGAUACGCGAACACGUUAGCAGCGUUACAAAUGGAUGUACAGUUAGCAUUGGGUGUGCUAAUAGUUUAGUCCUGGCAAGAUUAGCUCUUAAAUGGAGCAAGCCAAAUGGGUAUCGAAUUGUUAACUGUGAUGAAUUGGAUGCUACGUUCUGGUCCAAUUUGAAAAUUGAUGAUUUACCUGGUGUGGGGCGUUCUUUGGCCUACAAGAUUAGUGAAUAUAGCAAUCCACCGAUUGGGAAUCUUUGUGAAUUGAGACAGAUGACACUGGAUUCUUUGCAGCGUUGUGUCGGUGAAAAAAUGGGCAACAAGAUAUAUCUAGCGGUACGCGGCAAAGAUGACGAGGAAAGUGGUAAGAUCAUUUAUGAUCCCAAGCAGUUUUUCCAAAGAAAAUCACUUUCUAUUGAUAUUAAUUGGGGGAUCAGGUUUGAUACGAUUUAUGAAAUUGACCAAUUUAUCGAUAGAUGUACUCAAUACCUGAUUGAUAAAUUAAAGGAAUUGAACAAGAAAACGUCACAGCUUACAUUGAAAAUAAUGAAAAGAAGCAAAGAUGAAUCAAUUGAACCGCCGAAAUAUCUAGGAAUGGGUAAGUGUGAUCCGUUUGCCAGAAGUACCCGUCUUGGUGUGCCGACGGAUGAAUUUGGUAUCAUAACUACAGAAAUCAAAAGUACUUUCAGGUCAUUAUGCUGUCCCCCAAAGGAACUAAGAGGCAUCGCUAUUCAAUUCAACAAACUAGAGAAUUCAGUUUCGAACCAGUCGAAACUACCGUUUGUUGACGCUAAAAUCUACCAGAAUUUACCGAAUGACGUUAAGGGCGAAAUUGAUCAAGAACUGAACAGAAGAAAGAUCAAAGUCAAGGCAACGGCGGCCAAACGGAUAAAUUCGUAUCAAGAACAAUUUAUUCAAGAAUUGCCCACGCAGAUUAGAAACGAGGUGGAGAAUGAGAUUAUCAUCACGAACAAAGCCAAGAGAACGAAAUUCGAUGAAAUCAAAGAGCAAAUUGCUAAAAGACAAAACGAAAAGAUGAACGCGAAAGCUCAUUUCUUGGGUGAAACAACGGUUCUGCUGCCAAUAAAAUUUCAAAAUCAAACAAAUUUCAAAAGGAUUAUUCAAUUGAUUCUAAACUGGGUUGACGGAACUAUACGAUCACGGGGCCCGCACGAAAAGGACCUAAAGCUUUUUGAAAAAUAUUUACAAAGGCUUUCAGAUGCAAAUCGUUUACCAUUAGUUUUACGAAUUUGUAAACUGAUUUCCACUAAACUUGAACUCCGAUCUGAGUUAUUUUCUCAUUGUAAUGGUUUCCAAGAAUGGGAAAGAGUACUGCUACAGAUAAUUCUGCCAAAACUAAACAAAAAUAAACAUACUUUUCAAACGGUUCGUAAACUCGACAUCGAUUUCGACACCUGA